Molecule: messenger RNA, 936 nt
Organism: Lemur catta (Ring-tailed lemur)
Lineage: Eukaryota; Metazoa; Chordata; Mammalia; Primates; Lemuridae
Gene: C6H12orf42
Product: chromosome 6 C12orf42 homolog
Source: RefSeq, a predicted model, not a curated record
AUAUUUCCAGAAAGGACUCAGAGUCCAAUGGCAUAUAAAAGACUACUUUGCCCUCAGCAGUACAUAAUCCCCAGGUCUUCUGUAAGCACACUUUCUUUUGAAGAAGAAAGCUACAGAGAAGGCUGUUCCUCCCCAGCACCAUCCAGUGAAAUAGAUGAGGCCCCACUGAGCUUCACUGUUGGGGAGGAGAUUAAUAAUGGAGCCAAGGGAGCAUCCAAGCAGGCCUGGAACAGUCCAUUUGUGUGGCAGCCAAUGACACAAAAGCCUAUCCAGCCAUUCCCGGUAAAUCCUCUCCACCUGGAGGCUGCAGGCAUGCACAUCAGUAGACACAGGAGACUUCAGAACCAGCCCUUGGCCGACUCCAAGGGAAAUUCUGGUCCCGCCGCGAGGCGACCCUCCACUGCCACCGGCCUCUGCAGGAGGAGCCAGACCCCCCUGUCCCCGCAGGGCUCCUGGCAGAGCUGCUCGGAACCCGAGCUGGGGGAGAUGACCGCGGCCACAGCGGGCGCUCGGGCCCCCAGCGACACGCGGAGCGGGCUCCGGGGCGCGGCCGGACGUGCGGUCGGAGGAGGCGCGGUUGCCAUGGCACGGAGGAUGCUCCCCAAGCAUCCCCAGCCCCGGGAAGGGAGGCCUGGGGCAGACCCCUCGCUCCACGGCGAUCUGGCAGGAGAGCCCCUUCCUCUGCUGGCCGGUGCUCCCACCCAUUUCCCCUCCGAGAGGUUCAUAAAGGUUUGCUCCUCGGCACCCCCCCCGCCCCGGCGCUUCCAUACGGUUUGUUCACAGGCCCCGCCGAGGCCGGCGGUGAAUGCUCACUCGCGCUGACCGCUGCGAGGGAAUUGUUCCGCCCGCGCUGCCGUCCUCCAAUCAAUGCCUGCUCGGAACAACAGAAAGGGCCUCAGAUGGACUGGUUUCCACAGGACCAUUGUUAGGCUUUUG